Messenger RNA from Diaporthe amygdali, 1437 nucleotides. RefSeq lists its product as uncharacterized. Gene Ontology annotation, molecular function: protein-folding chaperone binding. Lineage: Eukaryota; Fungi; Ascomycota; Sordariomycetes; Diaporthales; Diaporthaceae. Bases 1 to 1437 code for a protein of 478 amino acids. Gene Ontology annotation, biological process: protein stabilization. The record is from RefSeq and is a predicted model, not a curated record. The transcript has 2 exons.
AUGUCCGCCGACAAGUUCAGAGAGGCGGGCUUCAAAGCCAUCGAGCAGCGCAAAUGGCCCGAGGCCAUCGAGAAUCUGUCCAAAGCAAUCGAUCAGUCAAAGUCCCCAGCAUGGCUCCUUGCCCGCUCACAAGCCUUCAUGGAGACCGGCCAGCUCGACAAGGCCAUCCGCGACGCCGAGUACGCCUACUGCACCGCUGCCGAGCGCGGGAACGACAAGAGUCGUAAGCAGAUGAUCGAGUCCCAGUACCGUCGGUCGGUCUGCUAUUUCCGCAAGAAGGAGUACGCCAACGCCGAUAUCUGCGCCGUGUGGUCCCAGCGCCUCGCUAAGGGCGUGGCAGUCAGGGAACACAAGACAGUGCAGCAGGAGGGUGUCAACGACAAGGGAUACUACUUUGCGACCGCGGCGCAGGCCAUAGCGGAGGGAAACGAAAACAAAUCGUCUGAGGGUAACGACACGAUGGCGAAGCUGUCCGCAGCCAUGAGCGGAGGCGCCUCGGACAAGACACCGUACGCAAAGGACUGGAACAAGGCACAGAUCUGGCGUGGCCAAAUCCUCCGCUUCCUCGAGGCGCUCCCGGAAGAGGAUCCUGCUCGCAAGAUCACCACCACGUUGUCGCCUGUGAAGCCGUCUUUGGAGGACAAGAAGGAAGUGAAGCCCAGUAGCUUUGACCCCGAGCUCGAGGCGGCCAAGAAGGAGGCGGCCCAGGCCACCCCUAAAGCCGAUGACUCGAAGUUCCGAACCCAAUUCUACCAAUCUGACACCACUAUUACGGUCUCGAUUUUCAUGAAGUUUGCGAACAAGGCAGAGAUGGACAAGGUGGAGGUUCGCUUUUCUGAGGAUGGCAAAUUCGUGCUCGUCAAGGGCGUUCCGCGGAAUCCCCCUACCCUUUACAUCCGUUUCCAUGACCUCGUUAAUGUUGCCAAAUCGACUUUCCGCGUUGCAUCGAUGAAGCUGGAACUCACACUGGCUAAAGCGAACCCCGGGAAGUGGGCGGACUUUGGCAUUCAGAGCAGUUCUAUAGAUGAGUUCUCAAGCGUGCCAGACUGGGACAACUCAGAGUCCCAGGCAAAUGCCCCUCCAGGACCCAUCGAUGCCACCCCAGGGCCCAGCACCGACAAGCCCGUCACGACCUCAACCCAAAGCUCUGCCCCCAAGACCUCCGCUAAGGCGCCAGCAUACCCCACGUCAUCCAAGUCGGGCCCCAAGGAUUGGGACAAUAUCGCCAAGGACGACGAUGAGGAGGAGCCGGCUGACGUGGACCACUUCUUCAAGCAGCUGUACAAGAACUCCACGCCGGAGCAGCAGCGUGCCAUGAUGAAGAGCUACACAGAGAGCAACGGCACAGCGCUGUCGACGGACUGGAGCAACGUGAGUAAGGGCAAGGUCGAGACGUCGCCCCCGACCGGGAUGGAGGCGAAGAAGUGGGAUGCCUGA